CUCCAUCCUUGUCCCCUCGUUUUCGCGUCCGAUUGACGCGUCGCUGGGCGAUGGCUUCCAAUCGAGAAGAGCGCCUGCAGAUGCGGCAGCGCGGAGCAGGGACGCGCAAGAUUAAGGAGGUUGAUUUCGGCUUUUCGUUAGGCUUCGGGGCGCCCGCCGAAGAAUCAUCUCAGUCCGUAGCCCAGCCCGCCAACAGUAUACUCGAUUCAGCACCAGUGUCCCAAGCCCCCUUACUUAAAGCUCCUCCUCCUCCAGAGUCUACGACGAUCGAACCACCGCAGACACAAUCAACAUCAUCUCCCCCUCGAACAAAUCCCUCAUCCCAGAAUCAGCCUGUGCGGCGAACACCGGGGAGCGCCCGCAACAAGCUUCCUCCACGUCCAUCCACCUUCGAUAUACCGGCAGAAGAAGAGCCGGAGCUGGAGCGGACUAGCAAACGAAGAAAAAUAGAUCCCCCGACAUUCACUUCUCCACCACCGAUUGGCGCGCAACCUGAAACUCGGGAACCGAAUACUGCACAAAAUGGUACCGUCGAACAGACAUUACAUCCAGCCCAAGAUGACAGCAUAGCGAUACCUAUUCGGACGAGUCCUAGGAACCAACCACGGGUGCCAGAUCAAGGGCCUCCCCCAGAGGUUCCUUCAAUACCUACCAACGAAACGGACGAACCUGUCCCUAACGCCCCAGACGGCGCGCUUGGAAGUCUAGAAACGGAACAUGCUGCGCAGCCGGUGCCAGAGCCAACGCGCAAGUCACCGCGCGUAAACGGCACUGCUUCACCACCCUCGGAUACAACGAAGAACAGGGGCAAGGGCCGUGGGAAAAGAGGCCGGCCAUCACUAUCGCGAAGUCCAACUUCGAAUCCGGAGUCAGCAGACGCUCAAUCCAAAGAGCACCCACUGCCAGAGCCUCCGGUGCCUGUUGAAACACCGCAAGAGCAAAAUUCCCCAGAAACCGAGCUUCCUAAACCCCGGGAGAAGCGAACACGCAGUCGCACACCGGCAUCAACUCAACCACCCGAGCCACCAGCUGUGGUCGAUAAAGCAGCCGCCGAGGAUGCUAGUUCAGAGGCUGUGCCGAGCGACGCGACAGGCAAGGGUGUCCGCGGACGAAAGAAGAAGAACGUAGAAUCUACGGAACAUACCACCACUACUAGCCAGGACUCUAAUGAAUCAACUGUGAAGCAAGCGAAACGAAACGCCGAAUCCAAUAACGAACCAGCCCGUGAACCCUCAGGCUCGACUGAAGACCAAGUGAAUGGACUAGACAAAGGCAAGAAACGCGCCGGACGGCCGAAGAAACAAGUCGACCAAUCUUUGGAGCCUGUUAAGGAAUCUGGCGUCAGUGGUAGGAAACGCCAGCGCGAAGAACGUGCCCAACAAGCGCAAGCAAGCCCAGAGCAGGAACAGCCCGAGGCCGAUACAACCCAUGCCGGUAAAAGAGGAAGGCCGCGUAAAGAGCGUGAGCCUGAGCCAGUCGAGCCAGAACCAGAACCAGAAAUCGAACAAGCCCGUGCAGGAAAGAGGAGGAAGCGGGGCGAAGAACGAGAACGUGAACCGACCCCUCGGGAUGACCUGCCAGAGCCUGAAACAGAACCACAGGUAUCUCGUGCUAGUAGAAAGCAGCGUGACGAACGGGAGCUGGAUGCAAGGGCACAGGCAAGUCGCGCUCGUAAAGGGAAACAACGCGCGGUACAAAAACCGACGCCAGAGCCAGAACCAGAAGUCGAACCAGAAUCUCAGCGCCCAGCGGUACGGCGUUCAACAACACAAGCCGAGGAGCCUGCGGAAGGAGAAACACCACAAGAGCGACCCCCAGCCACGAAGCGGAAGCCACGACAACCCCGAGGGGAAACCGUACCGAUCACUGUCCAUCGGCUUGCAAACGCUGCAUCUCUCGGCGGCGAGCCUCCUGGAUCUAGUGAAGACGAGGCUGACUCGUCGGAUGAGAUAGCAACCAGCCAAACCAGCAAACUACCCAGCCGCGGCGGCGUCAACGCGGCGGAUGUACUAGCCCAGAUCUGCCGCGAGACAUUAGAGAAGACGUUGGCAACACUGAAGAACGGAAUCGCAAAUGAGACUAACACAGCAAGACGUGCAGAGUUCACUCUCCGCCGGAAAGCCGUGGAGGCAUUUAGCACAGAGCUCGAAGGACGGUUGUUCGACCUGAGCGAGAUGUUGGACAGCAACUUCAUGCUUGGCACCAAGGUCAAAAGGGCCAAGCGCAAAAUGAUGGAUCUACGCAGCCGACUCGACCACGUCCGGCGGGAGCGCGAGGCCGUUGCGUUACGAAUGGAUGCAGUGCGAUCGGAGCACGCAAGAGAAGAGCAGGCCGGACUGGCCCGCUCUACGAUCAACCACUCCCUGCACAACCUCGAGCUCGCACUGGAGCGCGGCCAAAAUCGCCCAGCGACAGAAGACGAACGACUCACAGCCGGACUGGAGUUCCGCCUUCGCAAUAUGGCACAGACCGUAAGCUCAAUAGCACAGGGUGCUCAAGGCGGCCUUCUGAAUCAGAUACGAAGGUUCAAUGCGCAGCUCGAAACCACUGCGCGUCGGUUGGAAGGUUGAGCCCCUGCUGUCAAGAGAAUUAUCUUGUUGUUACUACAGUGUAUAUAGAUCUGGACAGAUGUUAACUUGAUGCAUGACGGCCGACACUACUAUUCACUAUUCAGCUAUUCAGCUAUUCCAUUGUAGCAGUGAUGAUUAAUGAGGCCAUGUUAAAGCAGCGAUGUGCUAGUCUCGAUGGACUCUUUUUCUGCCUUAAGGCCGCCACAUUCCUCCCCGGAGACUUUUUCUCUCAGUUUUCACUCAAUUCAUCCGAGGCCGAGGCUCGCCCGUACUCCGUCCUUGGAGUCGGACACCGCCUUAACGCCGGUCCAAUGGGGGCGCACCCUAGUCCGCAUAGUCAAGACUUGAUGCAGUGGAG
Messenger RNA from Aspergillus versicolor CBS 583.65, 2928 nucleotides. RefSeq lists its product as uncharacterized. The record is from RefSeq and is a predicted model, not a curated record. The transcript has 5 exons. Lineage: Eukaryota; Fungi; Ascomycota; Eurotiomycetes; Eurotiales; Aspergillaceae. The coding region runs from base 51 to 2570 and encodes 839 amino acids. Gene Ontology annotation, molecular function: DNA binding.